AUGUCACAACUUCCAUCAUCGUCAUUCUUAGAUAUUGUUCCAAAAGCCUUAAGUCAAGAGAUAUUUGCACGGUCUGUCAACCAUUUGCCUUCCAACUCUGUUUAUUAUGUACAACAGACUUCCAAAAUGACAGGAGUCAAGAAAUGGAAAUCUCGGCCUUCCACGUCUUCUACACCCUCUAUCAACUUGCAAUCAUCAUCCAUCUCCUCUGUUUACUGUCAGUUGUGUGACAAAGAGGGACAUCUGACCAAACAUUGUCGGAGCUUCUUGAAACUCAAGAAGAAACAAUCAACUUACCUUGCUAAAACUUUUUCUGCUUGCUCCAUUCAAGAACUGCAAAACCCUGAGUGGUUCCCCGACUCUGGUGCAACCUCUCAUAUGACAAAUAAUCCUGCCAACUUGGAUGAUCUGGCUAUCUACUUUGGUAAUGAAAGGGUGAUGGUUGGUAAUGGUCAGUCUCUACCUAUUUCUCACAUUGGUUUUGUUUCCACAGUUGCUCCUUACAGUUCCAUUCCUUUGUUUAAUGUCUUGGUUGUUCCUGGCAUUAAGAAAAAUCUUAUUUCUAUCACAUGUUCUUACACUCCCAGUCAAAAUGGUGUUGCUGAACGUAAACACCAUCAUGUCACAGAAACCGAUCUUACCCUUAUGUUUCAUGCCUAUAUGCCAGUUUUAUUAUGGGUCGAAGCCUUCUCUACUGCUGUUUUUCUCAUUAAUCGACUCUCAUUACCGUUCUUAGAUGGCAAAACUCCUUAUGAAAUCUUGUUUGGUAAGUCACCUGAUUACUCUAUGCUUCGUACUUUUGGUCUAAUACUGACUAUACCUGUUUUUCUGAUUGUGCGGACUAUGUUCCCAAUCCUUCUCAUGAUGAUUUUUGUUCCUAUUUCUGCAGCGUCUCUCCCUGCCACUACACCUUUGGAUUUCAAGGUUCCUUCUCCUAUGUCUUCACCUUCUCCUGUGCCUGCCAACCAUCAUCAUAUGAUUACUAGGGGGAAAGAUGGUAUUUUCAAACCACAAUCCCAUCAUACAGUGACUGUUUUGUCUUCUAAUCAGUUCUUUCAAGCUCUUCUUGUUACCAAAGAGCCUAAGGGUUUUAAGUCUGCUGCAAAACAUCUUAAAUGGCUUUUAGCCAUGGAUGACAAGAUUCUUACUUUAAAGAGAAAUGAUACUUGGACUUUUAUUCCUUGGCCUCCAUCUUAUAAUGUUGUUGACUAUCGCUGGAUCUUCAAAGUUAAACCUUGUCUGGAUGGGUCUACUGAACUACAUAAAGCAUGCCUUGUGGCUCAAGGUUUCUCUCAGGUUCCUGGUCUUGACUUUGGCGACACCUUCAGUCCUGUGGUUCGUCGUACUACAGUCCGACUCAUAUUAUCAUUAGCAAUUGCUUCUGGAUGGCGUUUACAUCGGUUAGAUGUCAACAACGCUUUUCUUCAUGGUUUUCUCAAUGAAGAACUUGGGACUGUGUACUUACUUUUGUAUGUUGAUGACAUAGUGCUCACUAGCAGUAGUUCUUCAUUGAUUCACACCUUCAUUACUCGGCUUUCCAAGGAAUUUUCCAUGAAAGAUUUGGGUGAUCUUCAUUAUUUUCUUAGGGUGGAAGUUAAACCUAAUGAAAAGGCUGAAAGGCAGUUGUUCUCUGAUCCCACUCUAUUCCGCUCUCUAGCCGGUGCUCUUCAAUACUUAACCAUCACCAGGCCAGAUUUAUCAUUUUAUGUUAAUUCUAUUUGUCAAUUUAUGCAUACUCCCACCGAGGAUUAUUUUCGUGCUCUCAAAUGUAUUUUACGUUAUGUUAAAAGCAUAGUUCAUCAUGGAUUUCAGCUAUAUAAAGUAUACACUCAUAAACUUCUUGCUUAUUCUGAUGCGGACUGGGCUGGUUGCCCUGAUACACUUCGCUCUACUACCCGUUAUGUUAUUUUCCUUGGAGCUAAUUUAAUCUCUUGGUCCUCUAAGAAACAAAGCACUGUCUCUCGUUUAAGUGCAAAAGCCGAAUAUCGCUCCUUAGCUGUCGCCACUGCUUAUGUUGUAUGGCUCACUCAACUACUUCGAGAUCUUCAGGUUCCACUUCCAUCUCCACCCUACAUUCUUUGUGAUAAUCAAAGUGCAAUAUUUAUGGCUAUCAAUCAUGUUACUCGCCCUCAGUCAAAACACAUUAUCAUUGACUAUCACUUUAUUCGAGAACUUAUUGCUAAUGGCUCUGUGAAAAUAGGCUUUGUUCCUUCCCAUCUGCAGCUCGCUGAUUCGCUUAUUGAAGGAGUCACCAAGCCUCAGUUUUUUCUCUUUCGAAGCAAGCUUAGUGUUCUCCCUUCUCCCACAUUCAGCUUGCAAGGGGUUCCUAUUUUUGCAGUGUCUCUCCCUGCCACUACACCUUUGGAUUCCAAGGUUCCUUCUCCUAUGUCUUCACCUUCUCCUCUGCCUGCCAACCAUCAUCAUAUGAUUACUAGGGGGAAAGCUGGCAUUUUCAAACCACAGUCCCAUCAUGUAUUGACUAUUUUGUCUUCUAAUCAGUUCUUUCAAGCUCUUCUUGUUACUAAAGAGCCUAAGGGUUUUAAGUCUGCUGCAAAACAUCCUAAAUGGUUUUUAGCCAUGGAUGACAAGAUUCUUGCUUUAAAGAGAAAUAAUACUUGGACUUUUGUUCCUUGGCCUCCAUCUUAUAAUGUUGUUGACUAUCGUUGUCCGGAUGGGUCUACUGAACGACAUAAAGCAUGCCUUGUGGCUCAAGAUUUCUCUCAGGUUCCUGGUCUUGACUUUGGCGACACCUUCAGUCCCGUGGUUCGUCCUACUACAGUCCGACUCAUAUUAUCAUUAGCAAUUGCUUCUGGAUGGCGUUUACAUCAGUUAGAUGUCAACAAUGCUUUUCUUCAUGGUUUUCUCAAUGAAGAAGUAUACAUGGAACAACCGCUGGGUUACAUUGAUCCCCUAUUCUCUCAGCAUUUCUAUCACUUAAAGCGUGCUCUGUAUGGCCUGAAACAAGCUCUCUGCACUUGGUUCCAUUGCUUCGACUCUUUCUUACAUACCCUUGGUUUUCACUCCAGUCUGGCUGAUUCUUCAUUAUUUGUUUAUCAUUCUAAGCUUGGGACUGUGUACUUACUUUUGUAUGUUGAUGACAUAGUGCUCACUAGCAGUAGUUCUUCAUUGAUUCACACCUUCAUUACUCGGCUUUCCAAGGAAUUUUCCAUGAAAGAUUUGGGUGAUCUUCAUUAUUUUCUUAAGGUGGAAGUUCAACCUAACGAAAAGGCUGAAAGGCAGUUGUUCUCUGAUCCCACUCUAUUCCGCUCUCUAGCCGGUGCUCUUCAAUACUUAACCAUCACCAGGCCAGAUUUAUUGUUUUAUGUUAAUUCUAUUUGUCAAUUUAUGCAUACUCCCAUCGAGGAUUAUUUUCGUGCUCUCAAAUGUAUUUUACGCUAUGUUAAAAGCAUAGUUCAUCAUGGACUUCAGCUGCAUAAAGUAUACACUCAUAAACUUCUUGCUUAUUCUGAUGCGGACUGGGCUGGUUGCCCUGAUACACUUCGCUCUACUACCCGUUAUGUUAUUUUCCUUGGAGCUAAUUUAAUCUCUUGGUCCUCUAAGAAACAAAGCACUGUCUCUCGUUUAAGUGCAAAAGCCGAAUAUCGCUCCUUAGCUGUCGCCACUGCUUAUGUUGUAUGGCUCACUCAACUACUUCGAGAUCUUCAGGUUCCACUUCCAUCUCCACCCUACAUUCUUUGUGAUAAUCAAAGUGCAAUAUUUAUGGCUAUCAAUCAUGUUACUCGCCCUCAGUCAAAACACAUUAUCAUUGACUAUCACUUUAUUCGAGAACUUAUCGCUAAUGGCUCUGUGAAAAUAGACUUUGUUCCCUCCCAUCUGCAACUCGCUGAUUCGCUUAUUGAAGGAGUCAUCAAGCCUCAGUUUUUUCUCUUUCGAAGCAAGCUUAGUGUUCUCCCUUCUCCCACAUUCAGCUUGCAAGGGGUGAUAAGGGAGAAUCUCAUGAUUCUCCAUAAUAUACGCUGCAAUCCCUUUUGUUACUAUAAUAUUGCUAAUGUAUAG
This is a messenger RNA of Populus euphratica (Euphrates poplar), 4017 nucleotides long. RefSeq lists its product as uncharacterized. The coding region runs from base 1 to 4017 and encodes 1338 amino acids. The record is from RefSeq and is a predicted model, not a curated record. Gene Ontology annotation, molecular function: nucleic acid binding. Lineage: Eukaryota; Viridiplantae; Streptophyta; Magnoliopsida; Malpighiales; Salicaceae. The transcript has 8 exons.